Penicillium bovifimosum is the source of this 2163-nucleotide messenger RNA. RefSeq lists its product as uncharacterized. The annotation marks the transcript as partial. The record is from RefSeq and is a predicted model, not a curated record. Gene Ontology annotation, biological process: cytoskeleton-dependent cytokinesis. NCBI's taxonomy places the organism in Eukaryota, Fungi, Ascomycota, Eurotiomycetes, Eurotiales, Aspergillaceae. Gene Ontology annotation, cellular component: microtubule cytoskeleton; cell division site; septin ring. The transcript is spliced from 3 exons. Gene Ontology annotation, molecular function: GTPase activity; molecular adaptor activity; GTP binding.
AUGAGAGCUAGUCCAAACCUCCCGUUCGCUCGUAAAUCCUCUCACGAUCGCCUCUCAACUCCAUCCCUUGAUCUUGAUCCCCGCACUACAACCCCCGCGACCUUCUUUCUAUCCCACGAUCCGCAUGUCGCAGACCAAGAAUCUAGUAUAAUCCUAGAUAGUCACAGUGAUGCCAAAGAGACGAUGUACGGGGUACAAAGUCUGAAUGAUACUCUAUCCCAAUCGGAAAUCACAUCCUCUCCCCGCCAUCAUCCCGAGGCCAACUUGAAGCAGGUACCAGACGAUUUAGAUUCACACCUUGCACAGCGCCGGUCAACGUUGAAGUCUUCGAACCCAGCCACCGGGGACCUCUCCGGGCACGCAUCUCCCAAUUAUGCUUUAUCGCGGCCCUUGACCCCGCUCACUUUGGGCCUCCCCGACGACCCAUCGUCGCUGCCCAGCAGCCCUAGAUCUAUAUCCAUUCAGUCAAUGCGGCCACUCGAUGAUAUCUCCAUCACAGAUGAAAUCAAUAGUCAGGCUGUUGCAUCUGGCGACGAGGAGGAGAGGGUCCAUGAGUCUCCACGUGUGGCCCCGGGUGGGGCCUCCCAACUUAUCAUGCCAAGUAUCAAAAUGCCUAGUCGGCGGCCGUUCACGGAGCGAGGAAAAGCCAUGGGCCGGUUCAAAAUUCUGCUAGCCGGUUCUUCUGGUUCUGGCAAAACAUCGUUGAUCAAAUCGAUUGUCCAGACAUGCGACGAUAUUGUACAUGUCGACACCAUCCCACAGGUGACUGCCUUGGAGCGCCGCAGACCUUCUCGACCCCGAUCUCGGGGAAAAUUGAAUCCUACUACAGAGAUUUACGCCAGCACCAAACCUUAUCCUUCAUGGUGGUCGGAUUUGGAGGAUUCGCGCGUGCUCCAGCGUCGGAAAAGCAUCGGCGAAAUUGUGCUCGAAAGAAACCUCUGCUUUGUGGACACGCCCGCCACCAACCUAAGUAGCGAAGGCCAGACGGACGCUAUCGGACAAUAUAUGAGAGAGCAAUUUCUCCGUGCUACCAAUGCCCUCCACGGGUCGGGUGUCGAUUUCCAAAACCUGCUAGCCGGGAACGGUGGAUCCCAAGUGGAUGCCAUCCUCUAUUUGAUUUCUACUGAUACCCUCACAGCGGAUGUGGAAUGCAUCCGCAAGCUCGGCGAGCUGAGUAAUGUCAUUCCAGUCAUAACCAAAGCAGACACACUUACCCCAGACCAAAUCACUACGUUAAAACGCCGCUUCCACGAACGAACUCGGGAGGCUGGUAUCAAACUUGCCCUCUUCGGCGACCCGCCGAACGGCAUGGAUGGGCUAGAAUCACAACCCCCAUAUGCCGUCUCCUCCGAGAAGGUAAUCGACACAGAGACAAUGGAUGCAAGCACCCUAAUGAGCCCAGACUACGUCCAACCACUCGUAUCCUCCGAGCUAGAAGUCUUGGUCAACAGACUGUUCGACCGCGACAACCUAGCCUGGAUGCGUCAUUCCGCCGCAAAGAAACUCAUCCAGCAACGCACCAGUUCGUUUUCCCUGCCACAGCCAAUGCCGUCAUUCAGUGCGCAGCCGGGUCAGACCCCAUAUGGAUCCGCAUCUGUAUCUAGCAGCUGGCAGUCCAUCUCCGGAUCAUCCCUUCCACCCGGCUCCCCACCCGGAUAUGCGAUGGCCCGCAUUGCAGACUAUACCAGACACGAAGAGCGCAUGGCGCAGGUCCGCCUCGCGCAGUGGGCGACAGACCUACAGCGCAGUCUGCAGAACGAGCGCGAUCGCUAUGCCUCACUCUCUCGGGGCGAGCGCGCCAUAUGGCUCACCGAGCGGCUGGGCGAAUGUGUCGUCGACGGCUCGCUCGUGCCUCUAUCUCAGACGCCUGGCUUCUGCAGUUUCCAUGGCACUACGAGAGAAAAAGGCCCUAAUGGAUUCCAAGCCUUGCGUCCGCAUGCUGGAUCUGGGUCUGGGUAUCGUGCUUCGGGCUUUAGUCCGCAUGACCCGCUGGGCGUGGUUGGAUGGAUUGACGAUCUCGGGCAUCGGAGUUGGGUGCUUGUUCAGAUUGUUGGGAGUGUGGGGGUUGUUGGGGGGUUGGCGCUUUGGCUUGCCCGUACUUGGGGUUUGCCGCCUCGCAAUCUUUCAGAUCUAAGGGUUGAUUACUGGUGUGGUACUAUGGAA